This is a messenger RNA of Myripristis murdjan (pinecone soldierfish), 5155 nucleotides long. It is a transcript of the gene ripk2, whose product is annotated as receptor-interacting serine-threonine kinase 2. NCBI's taxonomy places the organism in Eukaryota, Metazoa, Chordata, Actinopteri, Holocentriformes, Holocentridae. Gene Ontology annotation, molecular function: JUN kinase kinase kinase activity; ATP binding. Bases 349 to 2103 code for a protein of 584 amino acids. Gene Ontology annotation, biological process: protein phosphorylation; innate immune response; regulation of apoptotic process. The record is from RefSeq and is a predicted model, not a curated record. The transcript is spliced from 11 exons.
GUCCUGUGUCAGCCGCCCGGUGCCAGGAAAACAAGAGAUGAUGAAUGGGCGUCUGAGUGAAACCGUGUUUGUGUAGUUGUGGUCGCUGCGUCACUAGUACGACGUGAGAGCCAGCAGGCGGAGGAACCGGGUUAGGUGGCUCUUUUUCUGGUCAGCCGUUCUCCUCCGCCGCUUUCCAAAUGAAGGUUAGCUUAGCUUGCUAGCAGUCUGCGCCGUCUUAAUGGACUACCACACAUGAAUGGGACAGUUCCUCUUCAGCUGCUGCCAGAACGGACACUUCUGCUUUCUGUGGCUGGGUUAGUGGAUGUUAAAUUCCGCCGAGAGUGUCUGUGAGAGCUCACCGCUGUUAUGGAGCCGUACACGGCGACAGGCUGCGUGAACAUCGGCAGUCUGAUCAGCACCCUGCCGGUGAUCCCCUACCAGAAGCUGACCGACCUGUACUACCUGAGCAGAGGCGGCUUUGGCACCGUGUUCAAGGCUCAGCACUCAGACUGGAGGACCACCGUGGCCAUCAAGUGCCUGAAGCUCGACUCUCCCGUCGGGGAAAGGGAGAGGAACUGCCUGCUCAAGGAGGCAGAAGUGCUCCACAAAGCCAGGUUCAACUACAUCAUCCAGAUCUUUGGCGUCUGCAAUGAGCCGGAGUUCUUCUGCAUCGUCACGGAGUUUAUGAGCAAUGGCUCUCUGGACCUGUUGCUUCACGAGAAAGACAUGUACCCUCUGCUUGCCUGGCCUUUGCGGCUGAGGAUUCUGUAUGAGAUUGCCUUGGGGGUCAACUUCCUUCACAACAUGACCCCACCCCUUUUACAUCAUGACCUGAAGACACAGAAUAUCUUGUUGGAUGGUGAAUUUCAUGUCAAGAUUGCAGACUUUGGCCUGUCAAAAUGGCGGCAGCUGUCCGUCAGUAAAGGUUCAGGGUCCAAACCCACUGAGAUGGGGGGAACAGUGAUCUACAUGCCCCCUGAGGAGUAUGAGCCUUCCAGCACCCGUCGGGCUGAUGUGAAACAUGACAUGUACAGCUAUGCCAUCAUCAUGUGGGAGGUGCUGUCCAGGCGGAUUCCAUUUGAAGAUGCAACCAACCCCAUGCAGAUCAUGUUCAGCGUGUUGCGGGGAAUGCGUCCUGACACGAGCCUUGACAGCCUGCCCGCUGACAUCCCCAGCAGAGAGACCCUCAUUAAUCUCAUGACCUGUGGCUGGACUGCAAACCCCGAUGAACGACCCUCCUUCCUCAAGUGUCUGAUUGACCUGGAGCCCAUGGUGAGGAACUUUGAUGAAAUCGACUUCCUGGAAGCCGUGUUGGAGAUCAAGAAGUCAAAGCUGAUGCAGAGGACAGGCUGCUGCUCGGCCCAGCCAGUGUGUGAGAGGAGGAAAAAGGAGAGAUCACUGAACAUCCUGAAGGACAACCCCAGUCCCUGGCUGGAGAGCUCCACCUCAGGCUCAGGCUCCUGUUCUUCCCAGGAAGCUGAUAUGUCUCAGCCAGCCUUCCUUACCAGCAGCAAUGCCCCACCCUUUAAAGAAAUGUCUCCAUCAUCCUUCAUGCCCCACACUCUGGAGUCUCCUCAGUCCCUGAAGGACCACAGCCUUACCAACAACCUGAACGAGUACCCAGGGAGCGCCCAACCUGUGAAUGACUUGAACAUCCCCAUCAAACUGGGUCUGCCCAUCACUGAGUGUGAGACCCAUCUGGAUAACCUCACUCUCAAGCCGCAGCCACAAAGAGACUACUCUCCUCCGUUGCACCCCAACAAUGGCACACAAGGCCCCAUGACGCAGUGGAUCGCAGAGCGGCGUGAGGAGAUUGUCCUCCAGAUGACAGAGGCCUGUCUGAACCAGAGCCUGGACGCUCUGCUGGCGGUCUCACUGCUGAUGCAGGAGGAUUACGAGCUGGUGGUGAACCAACGCACGCGCUGUGCCAAGGUUCGCCAGCUCUUGGACACCUGUAACCGCCACAGCGAAGACUUUUGCCGCGUUGUCGUGCGGAAGCUGUACGACAACAAGCAGUGGGGUUUGCGGCCGUACCCAUCUGAAUUGAGCUCCCCUUCUGUCACCCCAGUCCCCAGUGCACCGCCUCUGUCCAUGCUCUACAAUAUUCCCAGGAACAUGUAGCAGCAGUCACAGCCAAGCAGUGGGAAAUUGUGCAGACUUCAAAAGACUGUGUCAACUUUACACUACACUGUUUAUUCUAGUUGGCUCCAUUGUCAUCAAGAUGGUCAUCCUGGCUCCUGCCCAGUCAGUCUCUCACUUGAAAAGACAAGUUGGUCCAAUGAUUGGCUUGGCACCUUGACGCUGUGCAAGAGGAGGUAGAGAUGCUUAAAAAAAAAAAUGUUGAUUUUGCAGUUUCACACUUGCAAAGUCCAGUAUGACAAGUUAUAUUCAAGUAAUCAAUUUGGAGUGAACCAGUGGUUUAUUUAUGGAUUUAAUUAGGUCAGUUGUCAAGUACAUUAUUUAUUGUUCCUUCAUGCUGAAUGGAUCUGGUCUUUCAGUCUUUCAAACCUUUUGUUAGAUAAACCUUUUGUUCCCUAAACUUAACGUUGCCAGAAAGUGAAAGCUUAAUUAUGUAGCCUAGUCGUCGUUUCUUUUGUGGCCUUAUUUGUAGAAUGCAAACAUCUUAUGUACUCAGUAGAUCUGAGUGUGAUACAUCAGUAAGUAGGACUGUUAAAAGGCUGAAACAUCUACAGCCAAAAGACAAUAACAACUGUUUAUUCAUAUUGUUGCAGACUUCUCUUACAGUAGCUCAUUGCUGUCACGGAUUAAUUAUCCAGAAUUGUUUACCACCUGAAUGCAGCGUGAGUUUGUGGCCCACACACAGUCUGUGAGCAUGUCUGUGUGUUUGUAUUGAGGUACAUAACAUAAAACAGUGAAGGAGCCUGCAGUGAGGUGUUGUGCAAGGAGGACUGCAGAGCUAAUAAUAGGAGCCUAACUACGUGGUCUUUAACAUAAUAUGGGGUCUUAAAAAUAAUAUUGUCAGCAACUUCACAAAACUUGGCCGGUGUGUUGGAAUCUGUUGAUUUGACUUGAUUGUGGCAGUCCAGCUGAAUGUAAAACUAAACUGGAAGAGUGCACUCAGUAGAGUCCAGGUCUCCAUCAGGCAUAUCUCCUCUUUUCUAGACUAGGCUACCCCACAUUACAUGCUGAGCAAAACUUAGGAGAGACUCGGCAGCCAAUCGUGUUGUCAAAUGCUUUUCAGAUUACAAAUUAAAUUGCGUUAUGAUUCAAAUAUAAUACAAUACAGUGUAGAAAAUACACAAAGCCUGUCGAGUUUAGCUGUUUCUUGUUCUCUAGGUCUUUCAGUUUAUUACACACGUUAUACCAGUGGUUGGGAACCAAUGGCGCAUGAGCCAUUUCACUGAUGGUUGAACGAGCUAAGCAAUGAAUGAAGAGAGAGAGAGAGCUUAAGUUGCAAAUACACACAUUUUUCAAACAUUUUGAAUCACCACAACCAUGAGAGGUUCUUUAUCAUGCAGACAUAGCUGUGCACAAGAAAAAAAAAAUUAGGCUGAUAGGCCUAGUGCAUUUACAAACACACAAUGCACACGACCAAGUGCAAGACCUCCUCCCAGUUAUAGUCUGGUUGCAGCCCAAGGAGAGGGUGUCUGUGUGUUUUUGUGUGCGUGCCUAGAUUAAAAGUGGACCAAAGCAAUCUGCCUUCGGAUUUCUAAUGGUCUUCUCAUUAGUAGUGUCGCUUCUCCCAGAAUUACUCGCAGAAUUAAGGCUCUUCCAUGGACUCUUGGUUGGAGUAGUUUUUCAUAUGAACACAUAUAAGAUAAUUGCAGCUGUAUGUAUUUUGUUUGUCACAUCUGUGGUCAUAACAAGCUGCUCUACAGAGGCAUAAUACAUGACAGGAGUAGAUUAAUCCUGCCUUGUUUGUAGCAUGGCUUAAAGCAUAUCUGUGACAGUUAAAUCGUACUGAAACUGAAUCAAUUCUAGCAAGUACUUGCACUAUACAGUAUUACUGAUGAGUUAAAGCAAGCGAUCUGCUGUUUUACAGUCAUAGCACAGGUCUGUGGAAGUACAGUCACGUUUUAAUUUUAUUUUUAACAGUGACUGUACUUCAGCAGCCUGAAAUGACACCAACAUGUUUGUCAACCACAGUGUUCUCUCUGCCAAGUUCUCAUAGUCUGAGGUUUGCAAAGUUCAGCAAGGUGUGAUCUUUUCACUUGCACAUGGGUACAGCUACCCACACACAGACUGUUCAUGUCAUUUUAUUUGUCUUCAUAAUAGUAAUACCUGUUUGUCAACUGCAUCCACUUUUAUUUAUUCAUGCAAUCUCAGUGCCAAAAUACCAUGUAGGUCCCAUCACAGGUUUCUGUUGUCUGUCUUUACUUUCCCCCCAUGUUGUUUUUGUCAGAUGCCUUACUGUCUUCACCAAUGACUUCACCUCCUUAAAAUGGGUGCUGAAUUCUCUGUCGAUAUAUUCAUGGAUUAUAUCUUAAUGGGCCAUAAAUAACCAUUAUCAGUUACACUCCUACUCCAGCUUGAUGCUUGUUAAUGAAGAAAAAUACAACAAAACAAAACAAUGGAAUACCGACUAUAAAUAUUGUCACUUUUUCUCAUUUUUCAAAUGUAGUAAUUGAAAAAUUAUUACAUUCAUUAUUUUUUCUCACUUUUUCUUUGAAAAAUUAGGAGAAAAAGUGACAAUGGAAUACCAACUACGAAUAUUGUCACUUUUUCUCUUUUCUUUUCAAAUGUAGUAGUGGUGUAGCAGAGAAAUACAUCAGUUGAUUGUUAAACAAUUUUACUAUUUUUUUUUUUGUUUGUUUCCAUUGUUGUACAUUACUAUUCUUUGUAGAUAUACUGUAUCUCCAUAAUGAGAGUAUAAGCAAAUUACACACCAAUAAGUAACUUUGUGUUUUCAACGAACAACAGAAUCGUGAUCUUCCUGAACUCCCACUGUAACCAAGACUUUGUCUGGAAAGUGGAUCGUCACUGGUUAUUCUUGGAAGUUUAAUCAUUACAGGAAAUUCCACAAAAUGUCACUGCUGGGAGUUUCUUUGACUACAGCGUCAUUUAGCAGCGGACAGUGUGAAGGUCCUACAGAAGGCUCCCACACUCCUCUGGACUUGUAUUGCCUUGUCUUUGAUAACUGUGCCUCAUAUUCUGCUUUUGGUUUAAACGGUAGUUUUGCGCAAAGCCUUUUUACACAUAUCAACCAGGAGGG